AUGGACAUAGUGAACGGGGCGAUAGACAGUGUGAUUGGUUCUUCCAGGAGAGAGGAGUGGACAGCUGUUAACCUCAACGUGGCUGAUGCUACCCUCAUUAUAAGCAACCAACAGGUAACAUACUCACCUUUACCCUCAUUAUCAACCACCAACACUAUAUUCUGUCUCUCUCGCUCUCUCUUUCUCUCUCCCGCUCUCUGAUGACGUCUCAUCCUUUGUGGUGUGUGUGUGUGUGUUUGCGUGCGUCCCUGUGUGUGUGUCUGUCUGUCUGUCUCUCCCUGUGUAUCAGGAGGUGGAGGAGGAGGUGGAGGAGGAGGUGUUGUUUGAGUGCAGGGUGAGGUUCCUGUCCUUCAUGGGGGUAGGGAGGGACAUCCACUGCUUUGCCUUCAUCAUGGACGGAGGAGGACAACGUUAUGAGUGUCAUGUGUUCUGGUGUGAACCCAACGCUGGACAGCUCUCUGAGGCAGUACAGGCUGCUUGCAUGGUGAGUACACUCUAUAAUAUCUAG
Coregonus sp. 'balchen' is the source of this 508-nucleotide messenger RNA. NCBI's taxonomy places the organism in Eukaryota, Metazoa, Chordata, Actinopteri, Salmoniformes, Salmonidae. The record is from the annotation of a GenBank genome assembly.